Jaculus jaculus (lesser Egyptian jerboa) is the source of this 3514-nucleotide messenger RNA. It is a transcript of the gene Pi4k2b, whose product is annotated as phosphatidylinositol 4-kinase type 2 beta. Gene Ontology annotation, biological process: Golgi organization; phosphatidylinositol phosphate biosynthetic process; endosome organization. NCBI's taxonomy places the organism in Eukaryota, Metazoa, Chordata, Mammalia, Rodentia, Dipodidae. Bases 108 to 1676 code for a protein of 522 amino acids. Gene Ontology annotation, molecular function: 1-phosphatidylinositol 4-kinase activity. The record is from RefSeq and is a predicted model, not a curated record. Gene Ontology annotation, cellular component: plasma membrane; endosome; trans-Golgi network. The transcript is spliced from 11 exons.
GGUGGCGUCGGAGCGAUUGACCCUCGGGCCGCAGCUCCACGCGAUGCUGAGGCCCGGUUCUCGGCCGCUCUGAUCGGACCGCGGCGUAGAAGGCGCACCCGAAGUCCAUGGCGGAGCCCAGCGAGCCCGGACGGCGGGCGGCGGCGGCGGCGGCGGCGGGCGGCGGGAGCCUCGAGGAGGAGGAGGACGAGGAGCGGGAACCGCUGCUGCCGCGUGUCGCCUGGGCCCAGCCGCGGAGAGGCGCGCCGGGGAACGCCGUGAGGCUGCCGGACGCGGCGGCGGCGGCGGCGGGGGAUGGGGACGCGGCCACCCCGGGCCCGGCCGGCGCCGCCGAGCGGGUGCUCGCGUCCUGGGACUCGAACGCCUCCCGGGGCUUGCCCACUGACCUGGAACGGAGCUACCUCACCUGCUCAGUGACUACUGGUAUGUCAGAGCUGAAUGCAUCCUUGGAUGAUCCAGAAUUUGCUGAGAUUGUAGUGAGAGCAGAGCAAGCAAUAGAAAUUGGAGUUUUUCCACAAAGAAUCUCUCAAGGAUCAAGUGGAAGUUACUUUGUGAAAGAUCCCAAGAGGAAUAUCAUUGGUGUGUUUAAGCCCAAAUCAGAAGAGCCCUAUGGCAAUCUGAAUCCAAAGUGGACCAAAUACGUCCAUAAAGUCUGUUGCCCCUGCUGCUUCGGGAGAGGCUGCCUGCUUCCCAACCAAGGGUACUUGUCGGAAGCUGGCGCCUACCUGGUAGAUGCAAAGCUUCAGCUGGGCAUUGUACCUAAGACAAAGGUGGUUUGGCUCGUCAGUGAGACAUUUAACUACAGUGCAAUUGACCGCGCAAAAUCAAGGGGCAAAAAGUAUGCCUUAGAGAUAGUGCCGAAAGUAGGUAGAAAGUUUCAUCGAAUAGGACUUCCUCCUAAGAUUGGUUCCUUUCAGUUAUUUGUUGAAGGUUACAAGGAGGCUGAAUAUUGGCUUAGGAAAUUUGAAGCUCAUCCUUUGCCUGAAAAUAUUAGAAAACAAUUUCAGUCACAAUUUGAAAAAUUAGUUAUUUUGGAUUACAUCAUCAGAAAUACAGACAGGGGAAAUGACAAUUGGCUGAUAAGAUAUGAAAAGAAGCAUAAAAAUGAUCGUAAGUCUGCAGGGGCGGAGACUGGAGCAUCACUGGGGCUUGUUGAUAGACAGCAGCUCUGGGUUGAGGGAGAGUCCCCAUCUCAAGGAAAUAGGCAGGAAUCCAACUGGAUCAAUGAUAAAGAAUUGCUUAUUAAAAUAGCUGCAAUUGACAAUGGUCUAGCCUUUCCUUUUAAACAUCCAGAUGAGUGGAGAGCAUAUCCAUUUCACUGGGCUUGGCUCCCUCAAGCAAAAGUUCCCUUUUCUGAAGAAAUACGAAACUUGAUUCUUCCAUAUAUUUCUGACAUGAACUUUGUGCAAGACUUGUGCGAAGAUCUCUAUGAACUUUUUAAGACUGACAGAGGAUUUGACAAAACCACUUUUGAAAGUCAAAUGUCUGUGAUGAGAGGCCAGAUCUUAAAUCUCACUCAGGCACUGAGAGAUGGGAAGAGCCCCGUGCAACUGGUGCAAAUGCCCUGUGUGAUCGUGGAGUGCAGCCGGAGCGGCAGCCAGAGCCGGGUUGUGCACCUCGGCAGCUCCUUCACCCAGACCGUCCACUGCAGGAAGCCCUUCUUUUCCUCCUGGUAGCAGAUGUAAGGGAAACAACUGUGGCAUUAUUGUGUGGUUAAAAUAUUACAAUAAUGUAAAUCUGCUGCUAAGAGCACACCAGUUGCCAAAACCUCAAAUAAUUUAAGUCUUUAAAAGGGUACAUUUUUGAAUGUAAUCAUAUGUUUACGGUUUUAUAUCCAAAUAUUAAAUUUCUAUUUCAGGGAAGAAGUGCUGUAUCUCCUAUAUUGUAUUUUUGUAGAAAAUUUACAUUUUAUAUUGUUUUUAGCUUAAAGGGUAAUUUGUGGUUUACAUAUGCUAGAAUGAUUGUAAUUACUCUAUAGAAUUCCAAUUACAAAAAUAAGUUUGACUUUGAAUACAAUAACAUUUGAUAUAGUUUUUUAGCAUUGAGAAGAAUGCUCAUGUUAAACCUUUGCAAAUUCAUUGCAAAAGGCCUUUGAGUGUCCGUCAGUCUAAACCCACACUCAUGGACUUGAACCAGCUCCAUCAGUAGAACAACCAAUAAGAAAAAAGAAUUGUUACCUUAAUUUUUAAAGCUGCUAUUUUAAAACUGGAAUAAGUACCCCAAAGGUGACCAUUAUUGGAGACCUGCAAUUUAUAUUUUGGAUGGGUUACAGCCAUUUUCUUUUUUGUAUUUUGGGAUAUUUUUGAUGGAUUAUUUUUUGUAAGAGAAAACAGUAUCUAACAACAUCCCACUGUCCUUUUCUUUUUUAAAAGGAAACCCUGAACUGAGAAUUGAGUGAAAUCAUACAAAGUUAAGAUAGAUUUCCAAUAUUUUGAAAUCACAAAAUAGCCUUAAAAUUUUCUUUUGUUUAGUAUAUGGAAUCAAGUAAUUUAUCAGUUAGUACUUCAAAAUACUGAUCUCAUUCAGUAUAGUGCUUGAGUUAGUAUUAAACAUUACUGUUAAGUGAACUAUAUUACAAAGAAUAGAUGAAUUUUGUUUUAAAAUAAUAGGAAUGCUCAGAAUGACAGGUGGUAUGAUCAGUGCUAGAUUAUGAACCCCAUUGAAUGAGAAGCAUAACCUGACUAUAAGGUCAUUUGUAUUGGUUUUGAAAUUUAAUUUUGCUUUUUAUGUCAGACAUCCAUCCAUAUGUCCACAUUCUUGGAAUGUGUAGCACUGUUAAGUCACCAAGUAGUUUAAAUAGAGAUGUGAUUCUAGAAAAGAAAAGCUUGGUCCCAUCUUCAGGCUCAAAACCAGUAACAACAGUACUUCAUCAUACCUGGGCAAUUGAUGGCUGGUCUUGGCCCCUUUAAGUUUGCUGUCUUGUGGUUUUCUUAGGGGCUAGGGGGCAGUUAUUUUGGCGUGAAAAGUAUACCCAGGUGGGUAAAGGAGGGUGUAGGACAGACCUGCAGUCUCUUCCUUACAUCUUGUCAUCCUGUCUUGGCGGAUGUGAUUGAUGGAGCAAACCACUGCCCUGAGGGAGCAGUUGGAAAGCAUGUCUUCCUACCUCUGACCUUCCCUUAGCUCAGAUCUGAGGUAAUGGUACUUGACUGGAAUGACAAAACUCAGUGUUCUGUUUGUCUUUCAGUAAAUACUAGUAAUUGGUAUGUGCCUUUUGAAGAUGUGUUCUGGAAGGAAAUGGUUGCUAUGAUAUGAAUGCAGCUUUCAUAAACAAUUUUUUCAAUAUUUUGAGAAUUGCUACAUGAAUUUUCAUAACAAAACUUAUUAAAUUACAACUAUUUUAUAUUCUGAAACUCAAAUAGUUUAAAAAUAUUUUUAACUGUCUGACCAUGCCAAAAUAGUGAAGUUGAGAUAUUUAAGAUAAUAUUACAAAUGAAAGUACUUAGGCUGUAAACAUUCAUGAACUUCUUAUUUAAAUACUUUUUUUUUUCAGUGAGUCUAUAUUUGUAAAUUUGUG